This is a messenger RNA of Oncorhynchus mykiss (rainbow trout), 3884 nucleotides long. RefSeq lists its product as uncharacterized. Gene Ontology annotation, molecular function: DNA-binding transcription factor activity, RNA polymerase II-specific; RNA polymerase II transcription regulatory region sequence-specific DNA binding. Gene Ontology annotation, cellular component: nucleus. Gene Ontology annotation, biological process: regulation of transcription by RNA polymerase II; embryo development. The record is from RefSeq and is a predicted model, not a curated record. Lineage: Eukaryota; Metazoa; Chordata; Actinopteri; Salmoniformes; Salmonidae.
AGCGUGACGUGUAAUCUAGUGGACGGGGCGGGACGCUCCUUCAACAGCUAGUCAGACACCUCGGUAGCUUUCUAGCAAACAUAGCUACAACAUUCACGCUCUUUACACUGGUUUGGUGUACAUUAGUCGCUGUGUAUUAAACACACUUCUGUCGUAUGUACUUGUUGGCCCAUUUAAAUUUGAUAUUUACGUAUUUUGUCAGCUAGCUGGUUUGCUAUGUUAGCUUAGAACUAGGCUAGUCGCUAAUGCUAGCUAACAUCUCCGACCAUGAGUUCACUAAGCUACUUUCCUCCUGCUAAAGGAGAGGGGGUCUGCUGGACGGAGAAAGAACCUCUCGUGAAAGAGGAAGAGGAAGAGAAGGAUGUUACAAUACAAAAACAAGUAGAGGGUGAGGCUGUUACCGUGAAAGAGGAAGAGAAAGACGUUUCAGUGAAAGAGGAAGACGCUUUCAGAGUGAAAGAGGAGGAUUUCACAGUAAAAGAAGUGGAGGAUUUCACAGUAAAAGAAGUGGAGGAUUUCACAGUAAAAGAAGAGGAGGAUUUCACAGUAAAAGAAGAGGAGGAUGUAGUUUUUGGACUGAAAGAGGGGGAGAUGACUGUUACAUCCACAAAGGAGGAGGAAGAAGAGGAGGUUGGAGAUCUGGGCCCGGUUUCCCAAACCCAUCUUAAAGCAUCCAAUGAUUCUAACGAUGUUAACACUAGAGAGAGACGGGACAAUCGUGGAUCCUCUGGGGAUCCUCAACAAAAUCAUGAUGAUGACGAGGCAGAGAAGAGUCUCUCCACAUCAGAACUCCUCAAGAAACACCAGCAGAGACCCACAGGGAAGAAAUCUAACUGCUGCUCUGACUGUGGGAAAAGAUUCAACUCUUCAUUAAAACUUAAAAUACAUCAACGAAUUCACACUGAAGAGAAACGUUUUGGCUGUGAUCAAUGUGGUAAGAGUUUUACUGCAUCUAGCCAUCUGACUAUACACCAGAGAACACACACAGGAGAGAAACCUCAUAGCUGUGAUCAAUGUGGGAAGAGUUUUACUCGGCCAGACAGCCUGAUGGUACACCAGAGAACACACACAGGAGAGAAACCUUAUAGCUGUGAUCAAUGUGGGAAGAGUUUCUCUACAUCUGGCCAGCUGACUUUACACCAGAGAAUACACACAGGAGAGAAACCUUAUAGCUGUGAUCAAUGUGGGAAGAGUUUUACUACAUCUGGCCAGCUGACUUUACACCAGAGAAUGCACACAGGAGAGAAACCUUAUAGCUGUGAUCAAUGUGGGAAGAGUUUUAUUUCAUCUGGCCAGCUGACUUUACACCAGAGAAUACACACAGGAGAGAAACCUUAUAGCUGUGAUCAAUGUGGGAAGAGUUUUACUACAUCUGGCCAGCUAACUCUUCACCAGAGAACACACACAGGUGAGAAACCGUAUAGCUGUGAUCAAUGUGGGAAGAGUUUUACUAGAUCUGACCAUCUGACUUUACACCAGAGAAUACACACAGGAGAAAAAUCGUAUAGCUGUGAUCAAUGUGGGAAGAGUUUUACUAGAUCUGGCCAUCUGACUUUACACCAGAGAAUACACACAGGAGAAAAACGUUAUAGCUGUGAUCAAUGUGGGAAAAAAUACUCUGAUAAAAGAUCUAUGAUUAAACAUCAGAAACAUUGUUUCAUGAUAUCAAUUAAAUAAUGUCACAAUGAAGAAUGUUUUAACAUUGAAGAAGGAUUAUUUUAAUCAUGUCACAAUGCAGAACCCUAAAUGUUUGUCCCCUGUUGUAUUGAUUUCAGCAUGAUAUGGAUAUUAGCAUCAGGGGAAAACUCCAGGCCUGAAUUGGAAUAGUACUAUUUAUAUGAUUUAACAAAAAGUGACUAACAAAAAAAGAGUUGUUACACACCACGUUGGUGAGCCACUUAAAUCAAAAUGCAACACGAGCUGUUUUCUACAAAUUGUCCUCUAACCAGUGAUGUACACAUUAUUCCCAGAUUCCGUGUGGUUUUUGCUACUUUAGUUUUAACAGGACGUGCAACCUCAUCUCCAUCCUAUCGCACAAUUGAUUUCAACAUAUCGAUGAUUGAUGACAAGUAAGUGUUGUGUUCCUUAGUUUUUCGACCCCUAAAUUUAAAUGCAUCUCUCCCAAAUUGUAGCUGACUGUCUUCUGCAGGUUGUCCUCUAACCAGUGAGGUGAAAGAUAUCUCCCAUUUCCAUGUGUUUUCUUUUAGUUGUGUUUGUGUCAACAGCACGCACAACCUGAUUUCCCCCCGAAUCGAUAUCAGUGAUUUAUUGCUACUUGUCAAAACAACAGCGUUUUUGGUGCUUGUGCAAUUUAUAAGGUGCUUUUUUAAGAAAAUACUUCAUAUGAUUAUUGUGGCAGAUGUUUGGGUAGAUAGUACAUUUUAUGUUUAGGAUUUCAAUUCAUCACAAACUUUUUCUGCAUUUGGACUAUUGAUUUGGACACAUUAUUAAAACUGUGACAUUGGGGCUAUCCCACCUAGCAAAAUGUAGUUAAAAAUAAGAAUAUGCAAAAGUUGAAAAGAAAACAAUUUAAUUUCAAUGUACUUGCAGCCUAUACACAUGGACUCAGUAUAAUAAAUUGGCCUGUUGUCAAAUUGUUAAUAAAAUUGAUAUCACUCCAGUAUUUCUUUACAACAUUCAAAUGCUAAUUGUCUUUAUUCCACUACUGAAGAAGCAUGACUCGAAUCAUCUACUCAUAUUUCAAACGUCCAGCCUGACAAAAGAUACAUGUUUUAUUAUUCCAUGCCUCACCAUUUAGUUAAGUUAAUUAUUGUCAAUACAUAUUAACAGAGGGGUACAUUUGGUUUUGAUAUUUCAUAUAUACAAUUCAUGUAACAUUUAGUAAUCAGAAUUAUUUAUGCAACCACCUAACAAUUUUUGUGUACAAUUAUAUUGGAAUUGUUAUCUUGAUUUUAGAAUAUCAGGGAUCAUUCUCAGAUGUGCCAACCAAAAUGUACUAGAGCAUGAUAUUGGGGACUGGACCCCGAUCCAACAACAUACCUAUCUAGUGAACCCUGAAAAGAGAGAGAAGCUCUGCAGUUAGGUGGAAAGUUACUAGGGAUAUUGCAGGAGUUUCCUCUUGAAAUCAGACAUGUCCGUGAUAAGAACAACUUGGUUGCUGAUUGUCUCAAGCAUGGGCAGUCAAAAUGUUUUGUGUUUUGCAUUUAGCCUGUGCGUUGCCAUGGAUCACAAUUUAUCUUGACUGCACUUUUUUCCGUAUUGGAGAUGGAGUUUUGUUUGGGCUAGUUCCAAGGGGACGGGACGAGAGUUCUAGAAGCUAGUGAGUUUUAGGAAGAAGAGGUCUAGAAGCUUGUGAGUUUUAGGAUUCUAAAGAAAGAAAAACGAGUAAAAAAAUGAGAUUGUAUAUUAUUUUUUUUUUAGAAAUAAGUGUUUUUUUCUUGUUUUUAAUUGUUGACAGCCAGUAGACACCAUGUUUAUAUUGUAGAAGGUGAAGCAUUGUAGUUGAUUAUAAUGAGAAAUGAAAGUUGUUUUCUGUUGGUGGAGAGCAAACUUGUCCAACAAAAAUAUAGGAUAUAUUUGUUGUCUUAAGGUGUUACUGGCUUUGGUUUUUCCAUUUAUGUUUUGAGGUUGGACUUUAGCUCGUUAGCAUGUAGGGUGCACAGAUUGGUGACACCUCGUUAGUCAAUGUGUUACACCUGUGCUGGCUUGUCCAUCUCGUUAGGGUUUAAUAUUUUAAUCAAUGGAUUUUUCUCAGGGUCAUUAGUCUUUCAGUUCUUAUUCUUCUGUUUUUUUAUCCUCUUAUGUUUGUUGUGGCAAAUAUUUGUUCAUAUUCAUAGUUUUUUAUACAUUUUUUUCCUGUGAAGCCAUUGCGUUGCAUCCAUGUCUGAAAUGUGCUGUAUAAAUAAAGCUUGAUUUGAUUUGAA